Molecule: messenger RNA, 1051 nt
Organism: Impatiens glandulifera
Lineage: Eukaryota; Viridiplantae; Streptophyta; Magnoliopsida; Ericales; Balsaminaceae
Product: calcium-binding protein KIC-like
Exons: 1
Coding region: 164-532 (122 amino acids)
Molecular function (GO): calcium ion binding
Source: RefSeq, a predicted model, not a curated record
AAUUCGUAAUUCCUAAGCCAAAUGGAAUCCAACCUUUCUUUUUUAAGUAAACUCUUCCCCCAACUAAACUCUUCUUAUUUAUUGCCCAUAAAAUUAAUCUUCAUAUGUGUUCUGCUACUACUACUACUAUUACAAUUCUAAGUAAUAAUCUCCCCCAAAAAAGAUGAACAAAACCGACACGAAUAAUGAGGUUUGGGAGUUCGAGGAUCUGUUACCUGUGAUGGCGGAGAAGUUAGAUUCUCGCACUUUCAUAUCCGAGCUCUGCUCGGGUUUUAAGCUACUGGCUGACCCAUUAACAGGAUUGAUCACAUCCGAUAGCCUAAGUAAGAAUUCGGCAAUCCUGGGAUUUGAUUGGAUGACAAGAGAAGAUGCAGAAGCCAUGGUGAAAGAAGGAGAUCUUAAAGGCAACGGUUUUCUCAACGAGACUGAGUUUUGUAUUCUCAUGAUAAGGCUUAGUCCUGGAAUAAUGGAAGAUGCAGAAACAUUGCUAGAGAAAGCCCUGCAUCAAGAGUUAGCUAAUUCUUCUACUUAAUAAUAAUACAGAUGAAGAAAAUUAUCUUACUUUGUUUCCAUGUGUUUCUUUUGCUUGAUAAUGUCACUCUUUUGUCCCUGCAAAAAUAUUAAUACACAUUUUCUGCACUAUUACAUAAAAGCACAAGAUAAAAUAAUCCUGGGGGAUUAGUACAAGUUUCCCAAUCUGAUGUCCUCAUAAAGACUUAUCAUUAGUUAUGGGAUUUAAAGAAAUGGACAUUACUAAAAUACAUUAUUUUUUUUCAUAUUAAAUACAAUGGAUAUUUCAAUCUGAUUUUUCAAGAAACAAGCUUGAACACUACAUUCAACAACAUUCAAUUUUAUAUCCUUUAUAGAUGGUUAUUAGCAGCUAGCUCUAUUUAUAAACAUAUAGAGCCAACUGUUCAUAAUAACUGACUAGCUCAAGGUACAAAUAUGAUAAAAAAGUUGAAGGUUUCACCAAAAGGGUGGGGGAAGUGAAAAAGAUAACUCAUAUUUAUUUAUUUUUCACAACUCAAUUGAAUUUCUGACAUAUACAACA